Momordica charantia (bitter melon) is the source of this 1488-nucleotide messenger RNA. RefSeq names its product proton pump-interactor 1-like. NCBI's taxonomy places the organism in Eukaryota, Viridiplantae, Streptophyta, Magnoliopsida, Cucurbitales, Cucurbitaceae. The record is from RefSeq and is a predicted model, not a curated record.
GCAAGUGCUCAUCGAAGAACUAACAAAUUCUCUUCAUAUUCUUAUAUAAACCGAUCAAAGGAUGGUUCCAUAUAAUCCAAGUAAAGCUUCCAUCAUUCACAGUACAAAUUUGAAGUUCCCAUUGUUCAUUUUGAGGGAAAGAACAGCUCCAUGGAAGAAGGAGAUUCUGGCUUUAGAGAGAAGGAAAUGGUGGAGGAAGAAGGACCAGUAAUUUCGGGUGAUGAUUCUAACGAUGAGCACCAAAUGUUCGAUGAAAUGCCUGUUAGAGUUCGACAAUUUUAUUUUGUCAAACAUUUGCCAGUUGAGAACCCAAAAACAGAUGCCAUUAUCAAGAAAGCUGAAGAGACUAUUGACAAGUUGAAUCGAGAUCAAGUUGUGAUGGCCUCGAAGAUAAGGGAAAGAAUGAUGGAUCGCGAUGAGGUGGACUCAAAAUUGAGGAGGAUAAGUUACUAUGAAACCAAUGAACUCACCCUAAAAUGGCAAAGAGAGAAAUUGGAUAUCCUGCAUCUAUCACUAGACAAACUGGCUUUUGCCAACAAUGCGUAUAAAGGGAAACCGAUUAACACGUGCUUGUCAGGAGGGGAAGUCGAUAAGCGAAAACUGUCUUUCUUGAUGGUACAUGGCUGCAAAAACAUGGCUGAUGAGAGAAAGCUCUUAAGGGAAGUCAAUGCAAGCCAAGGGAAGGACGGUGGCAUGACAAUAGAUGAACUUCAUGCUCCGAUUCAGCGCCUGCAACAGAAAUUAUGCUUCAACUAUUGGGGGUACAAGAAAACCGAUGAUGAUCUCGCUCGUGAAAAGGCCAUUCUCAAAGACAUAAAACAACAUGAACUUGCUAGGGAGAGAACUAUUGCUGAUGCUGUAGUGAAUGGUAAAUUAUGGAACUCGCUAGGCUCAAAAAAGGCCAUUCAAGCAGAAGUGCAGGUACUAAACAAAAGAUUAGACGGGCUAAGGGAAGAACAAGUGCAAGUAAAUGGCAAAAUUAGGAAGGUAAAGAAAGAGUUAGAGAGGGUAGAAAAGGAUAUAUGUUCUCUACAGCAACGUUUCAAAGACGCGAAUCGCAAAAAGGAUGAGGCAUACGACACCAUUCUUAGACUGAAAAAGCAGUAUGGAGAGGAGAAUGCUUGCUACUACCAAUAUCGGUCUCUCAUGAAGAAAAUCAAAGUACUUGCUGAGAAGAAAGACAUCGCAGCAAUUCAUGAAUCAUCUCAAGAACAGGUUGAAAAGUUUAUGCAGAAAUGGAACAAUAGCCAGGAUUUCAGAGAUGAUUAUGAAAAGAGAGUCGUCCCAUCUCUAAACAGUCGACACCUCGAGAUUGACGGGAGGAUGAUCGCCAAUCAGAAGCCACAGGGUGACGACAACACUCGAAAAGUUAUUAAACCGGAGGCGCUUUCUAAAACUAGAUUGAAAUGGUUGAUGAAAGAAGCUGAAGAUCCCUCUGAACUUUUGUCUCGAUGAAACUAGUUCAAUAAAAUGUUUGUUCUCUUUGCA